Molecule: messenger RNA, 2720 nt
Organism: Loxodonta africana (African savanna elephant)
Lineage: Eukaryota; Metazoa; Chordata; Mammalia; Proboscidea; Elephantidae
Gene: CASD1
Product: CAS1 domain containing 1
Exons: 18
Coding region: 118-2511 (797 amino acids)
Cellular component (GO): Golgi membrane
Molecular function (GO): N-acetylneuraminate 9-O-acetyltransferase activity
Source: RefSeq, a predicted model, not a curated record
GGCCGCGGGGGCUGGCGGUGGCUCCUCGCCUGGCUGCGGCGGCAGCAGCCCCAGUGCUGCCCCUGUGCGGCGCCCCUUCCCCGCCUCGCCGCGCACUGUUGUCAUGGAGGAACCAAGAUGGCGGCUCUGGCCUACAACCUGGGCAAGCGGGAGAUCAACCACUACUUCAGCGUGAGGAGCGCCAAGGUACUGGCGCUGGUGGCCGUGCUGCUCCUCGCUGCCUGCCACUUCGCCUCCCGCCGCUAUCGAGGCAGUGAUUCAUGUGAAUAUCUUCUCUCAAGUGGCAGAUUUCUUGGAGAGAAAGUUUGGCAACCUCACAGUUGUAUGAUGCAUAAAUACAAAAUCAGUGAAGCAAAGAGCUGCCUCAUAGAUAAACAUAUUGCUUUCAUUGGAGAUUCCAGAAUUCGUCAAUUGUUUUAUUCUUUUGUAAAAAUAAUUAAUCCACAAUUCAAAGAAGAAGGAAAUAAGCAUGAAAACAUUCCUUUUGAAGACAAGAUUGCAUCAGUUAAAGUUGAUUUUCUGUGGCACCCAGAAGUUAAUGGUUCUAUGAAACAAUGUAUCAAAGUGUGGACUGAGGAUUCUGUUGCAAAGCCCCAUAUAAUUGUAGCAGGAGCUGCCACAUGGUCCAUCAAGAUUCACAAUGGUAGCAGUGAAGCACUUGCCCAGUAUAAAAUGAACGUUACUUCCAUAGCACCACUUUUAGAAAAAUUGGCAAAGACUAGUGAUGUUUAUUGGGUCUUACAAGAUCCUGUUUAUGAAGAUCUGUUAAGUGAAAAUAGAAAAAUGAUCACCAAUGAGAAGAUUGACGCCUACAAUGAAGCUGCAGUCAGUGUUUUGAAUAGUAGCGCCAGAAAUUCAAAAUCAAAUGUUAAGAUGUUCAGUGUUUCCAAACUAAUUGCUCAAGAAACUAUCAUGGAGUCUGUGGAUGGCUUACAUCUUCCUGAAUCAAGCAGAGAAACUAGUGCAAUGAUUCUUAUGAACGUGUAUUGCAAUAAGAUUUUGAAGCCUAUAGAUGGUUCCUGUUGUCAACCUCUGCCUCCUCUUACCCUCAUGCAGAAGCUAGCUGCUUGCUUUUUCACCUUAUCUAUUAUUGGAUAUCUAAUUUUUUAUAUAAUUCAUCGUAAUGCUCAUCGGAAGAGUAAGCCAUGUACUGAUUUGGAAGGUGGAGAGGAAAAGAAAAAUAUUAUCAAUAUCCCUGUGUCUCCAUUGGAAAUACUUUUACAGUCUUUCUGCAAACUUGGCCUAAUUAUGGCUUAUUUCUACAUGUGUGACCGUGCAAAUCUAUUUAUGAAGGAAAACAAAUUUUAUACGCAUUCAUCUUUCUUUAUUCCAAUUAUCUACAUCUUGGUUUUGGGAGUAUUUUACAAUGAAAAUACUAAAGAGACUAAAGUAUUAAAUAGAGAACAGACAGAUGAAUGGAAAGGCUGGAUGCAACUUGUUAUUUUGAUUUAUCACAUCUCUGGAGCAAGUACAUUUUUGCCUGUGUAUAUGCACAUUCGAGUUCUGGUUGCUGCAUAUCUAUUUCAAACAGGUUAUGGACAUUUCUCAUACUUUUGGAUCAAAGGAGACUUUGGAAUCUAUAGAGUAUGUCAGGUCUUAUUUCGUCUCAAUUUCCUCGUAGUGGUAUUAUGUAUAGUAAUGGAUCGACCUUACCAAUUCUACUACUUUGUCCCCUUGGUCACUGUAUGGUUCAUGGUCAUAUAUGUUACUCUAGCACUAUGGCCACAGAUAAUCCAAAAAAAGGCAAAUGGAAAUUGUUUCUGGCAUUUUGGCUUACUGUUGAAGCUAGCAUUCUUGCUGUUUUGUAUAUGUUUUUUGGCAUAUUCUCAGGGGGCAUUUGAGAAGAUCUUUUCUCUUUGGCCAUUGUCCAAGUGUUUCGAACUGAGAGGGAAUGUGUACGAAUGGUGGUUCAGAUGGAGGUUAGACCGUUACGUAGUCUUUCAUGGAAUGUUGUUUGCUUUCAUUUAUCUGGCAUUACAGAAGCGCCAAGUACUUUCUGAAGGAAAGGGUGAACCUCUUUUUUCAAACAGAGUUUCAAAUUUUCUAUUAUUUUUUUCAGUAGUUUCUUUCUUGACCUACUCCAUCUGGGCCAGCAGUUGUAAAAACAAAGCAAAGUGCAAUGACCUCCAUCCAUCUGUUUCUGUGGUACAGAUUUUAGCCUUCAUCCUAAUAAGGAACAUCCCUGGAUAUGCUCGUUCAGUGUAUAGUUCAUUUUUUGCUUGGUUUGGAAAAAUUUCAUUAGAGCUUUUUAUUUGCCAAUAUCACAUAUGGCUGGCUGCAGACACAAGGGGCAUCUUGGUGCUCAUACCUGGAAACCCUAUGGUCAACAUCAUUGUCAGCACUUUUAUAUUUGUUUGUGUAGCACAUGAAAUUUCUCAGAUCACUAAUAAUCUUGCACAGAUUAUUAUCCCUAAAGAUAACUCAUCACUGUUGAAAAGGUUGGCAUGCAUAGCUGCAUUUUUUUGUGGACUCCUAAUCUUAUCAUCCAUUCAAGAAAAAUCAAGACAGUAGCUUCUUAAAAUCCUAAAAAACUUAAACUUUUCAGGCUUACUUUGUAUCUGCCUAGAGGAGAAAAGCACCUAUCUGGAGAUAUAAUGUAUAUAUGAAUAAUAAACUUGCGUGACAGAGGACAGCUCAGUGGCGUCUGUUGAACACGUGUGCUUGUAUAUAUUGGAAAUGUACAUAUUCCAUGUGACAUACUGAAAAAAAAAAAUGAUAAA